Molecule: messenger RNA, 309 nt
Organism: Heterobasidion irregulare TC 32-1
Lineage: Eukaryota; Fungi; Basidiomycota; Agaricomycetes; Russulales; Bondarzewiaceae
Exons: 2
Biological process (GO): regulation of transcription by RNA polymerase II
Cellular component (GO): nucleus
Molecular function (GO): RNA polymerase II cis-regulatory region sequence-specific DNA binding; DNA-binding transcription factor activity, RNA polymerase II-specific
Source: RefSeq, a predicted model, not a curated record
AUGGCAGCCGAGCCCCAUCACCCACACCCUAGCUGCCCGAAUACCCUUUCAUGCCUACCUGACACUGACGGGCGACCACAACAUACCCUUCCAGUGAUUCUCCGAUGUGCAAUUUUGGGCAGUGCAAAGGGACGCCUUACGAUCCGCGACAUCUACAAGGCGAUGGAGGAGAAGUAUCCGUAUUAUAAAACCGCAGGACAAACGUGGAAGCAAUCCGUGAGACACCAUUUGUCGCUCAAUAGGUUGUUUGAAAGGCAGCCUCGCCCUGUUACAGACCCGGGCUUCGGGUCGUACUGGACGGUGAACCUC